UUGGAGCAGGAAGGCUUUGCUCAAGUUUAGCAGCGUUAGCUUUCAUCGGAGCACUUGUUUUAAAUCCUGGCAUUUUUUUGUCUGAAGAUUCACGCCUGAUACGCCGAUGAUCGCUGGAUAACAUGGGGCCAUUCCACACUUCCGGCAUCACGGGAUUUCAGCACACUAUUAACAUGGACGGCAGGGACGAGUUCACCGAAGACAGUGAGUGCUGCGGCAACAGCUCCCAGGAAGUCCUCGGACAGGAGAGCGCCACAGAAGACAGCGAAAGCGACGCGGACUCCUCGUCCAACGCCUCGGCCGACGACCACAUGACUGCCAAGAGGGCGCCGUGCCGCCUGCGAGGAGCGGGAGUCAAAGAGGAGAACGAGGAAGGCUCCGACCACAGCAACAACUUCGUAUGUCCUCUGUGCACGCUGGACUUCAGCAGCCCUGAGAAGCUCAUCUCCCAUGUCUACCAGCACACGAGCCUGAUGAGCAGCAGCAAGAGCUACGUGUGUCCCGUAUGCGGGCGAGCGCUGAGUUCGCCCGGCUCUCUCGGGCGCCAUCUUCUCAUCCACUCGGAGGACCGCCUCUCCAACUGCGCCGUGUGCGGCGCACACUUCACCGACACCGACAACUUCCACAGGGAGAAGCUGAAGGAUGUCCUGGACACGACCAGGCUGGAUGUCUCGAGUGGAAGCGACACUUGUCCCCUGACCCACUCGCUCUCCAGCACUCCCAUGGGCAGUCCAGGACCGGGCCCUCAUUCCUGUCACGGGCCCGGACCCAGCCCCAGUGCCUGUCAGGGCCCUCAGUCAUGUCAAGUCCACGACCCCAGCGCCGGCCUAUGUCAAGCCCAUCGGACGUGCCACAUGUCCGGCCCGUGUCAAGGCCCCUCGAGCCAAGGACCUCCGUUUCCCUCCCUGCCCGACAGUCUGCUGUCCGAAGGGCCGUCGCUGGCGUCCAUCCCCGACGCCCUCACCUCCUCCUCCUCAGGUCUUCCUCCCAUCCCGGACAUCCUGAGUCCGAUGCCCGUGUAUCCCGCCGGCGUGCUUCUGGUGUGCAACAGCUGCGUGGCCUACCAGCAGCUGGUGGAGGUCCAGUCCCCCGUGCGCAAAUGGGCCCUUCGCCGCAAGAACGAGCCCUUGGAGUCCCGCCUGCACCGGCUGGAGCGCGAGCGAACGGCCAAGAAGAACAAGCGCGCCUGCGAGACUGACGAGGAGCGCGAGAUGCGGCGUCUGCGCGACCGCGAGGCCAAGCGCAUGCAGAGGAUGCAGGAGUCGGAGGACCAACGGGCGCGACGCCUGCAGCGGGACCGCGACGCCAUGCGCCUCAAGAGGGCCAACGAGACGCCCGAGAAGCGGCAGGCGCGGCUCGUCCGCGAGCGCGAGGCCAAGAGGGUCAAGCGGCGGCUGGAGAAGAUCGACCCCGCGUUGAGGACGCAGAUCGAGCACGACCCCGCCGCCAUGGCCGCGCUGACGGCCGACAUGAGCCUCUUUCAGUUCCCAUGCCCCGUGCCUGUCCCGCCCAUGGGCAACGGACUCUUCAUGAAGCUGCCCUAAGAAGACCACGCUCUCUAAUUCAGGGGUGUCCAAACUUUUUCUUCCAAGCGGCGCACACACAAAAAAAAAAAAGAAAUCAAAGGACACAAGGGCCACUUUGAAUUCACCUUUAAAGUCCCUCUAAAGUGCAAACAGAUAUUUCUUCUAAAUUUGGCACACUACAGAGACGUGUUGUUAACAAACCCUGCCAAAUGUGAAUGAUAAAAAAAUAAUCACGUAGUGCAAUAUAUAAAAUGUGGCUUCAAAAGCAUGUUUGCUGGAUUUAUGAAACCAAACUCUGCUGAAAAAUAGAUGCUACUUCGUCGAGAAACUUUGCCUAUGCCUACAUGUUUAAGUCAUGAAAAUGUAUCCACUCCUAUUAGCCACCAGCUAACUUGCGAGCUAAAAAAAAAAAUCCCCCAUCCUUGCUAUUUCACUUUUUUCAGUGACGUACGAGGACUCAUGGCCGACAAUGAGGCACUCUAAUGCUGCCACGCCAGCGAACUAUUCGAAGGGAAGAUGCAUUUUCGGGGUUUGGGCAUAGCUAUCUAACUAACUGAAUGUCGCAAUUCCACCAGCUAACCGCUAAUGACGACAAAGCCGCUCAAAUAAUUGGAUUGGCGACUCAUACCGGGGCCACGGUGUGCCGCUGGUUUUAGCCACACCCCAAAACAUGUGGAAAACAAAAAUGGUGAAAAACAGUUUAACGCUGUAUCUCCACAAUUCAGUACUACAUAGUUCUGUCUUUGCACAUUUAUCUUCAAACGUAUUUAGAAGCAAAUCUCUGAAUUCACUUUAGAGGGUCUAUUAUUUCAAACGCUAAAACUAAUCAAUCAGUGUAGACAAAGACCUGCGAAGCUAUAAUAUGUAUUUUAAAAAUGGUGACGGUGAAGCAAAAAAAAAAAUUUAAAAAAUCA
Phycodurus eques (leafy seadragon) is the source of this 2440-nucleotide messenger RNA. It is a transcript of the gene znf821, whose product is annotated as zinc finger protein 821. Gene Ontology annotation, molecular function: RNA polymerase II cis-regulatory region sequence-specific DNA binding; DNA-binding transcription activator activity, RNA polymerase II-specific. The record is from RefSeq and is a predicted model, not a curated record. Gene Ontology annotation, cellular component: nucleus. Lineage: Eukaryota; Metazoa; Chordata; Actinopteri; Syngnathiformes; Syngnathidae. The transcript is spliced from 6 exons. Gene Ontology annotation, biological process: regulation of transcription by RNA polymerase II. Bases 123 to 1544 code for a protein of 473 amino acids.